UCCAGUCUCCCCGGUGCGCAGGCGCGGAGCUUUCUCCUUGUCAGUCGGCGCCGCGUGCAGGCUAGUGGCUCUGUGGCAGCGGCCGCGGCGGCUGAUCAUCCGCACCAUGAGCGGCUUCAGCAGCGAGGAGCGCGCAGCGCCCUUCACCCUCGAGUACCGAGUCUUCCUCAAAAAUGAAAAAGGACAGUAUAUAUCUCCAUUUCAUGAUGUUCCAAUUUAUGCGGAUAAGGACGUGUUCCACAUGGUGGUGGAAGUACCACGCUGGUCUAAUGCAAAGAUGGAGAUAGCUACAAAGGACCCUUUAAACCCAAUUAAACAAGAUGUGAAGAAAGGAAAGCUACGUUACGUGGCGAAUCUGUUCCCGUAUAAAGGGUACAUCUGGAACUACGGCGCCGUCCCUCAGACUUGGGAAGACCCAGGACACAAUGACAAACACACUGGCUGUUGUGGUGACAACGACCCAAUCGAUGUGUGUGAAAUUGGAAGCAAGGUAUGUGCAAGAGGUGAAAUCAUUUCGGUGAAAGUUCUGGGCAUACUGGCUAUGAUCGAUGAAGGAGAAACCGACUGGAAAGUCAUUGCCAUUAAUGUGGAUGACCCUGAUGCAGCCAAUUACAAUGAUAUUAAUGAUGUCAAGCGGCUGAAACCUGGGUACCUGGAAGCUACUGUGGACUGGUUUAGAAGGUACAAGAUUCCUGAUGGAAAACCAGAGAACCAGUUUGCUUUCAAUGCAGAAUUUAAAGAUAAGGAUUUUGCGAUUGAUAUUAUUAAGAGCACUCAUGACCACUGGAGAGCGUUAGUGACGAAGAAGACCGACGGAAAGGGCAUCAGUUGCAUGAAUACCACGGUGUCUGAGAGCCCCUUCAAGUGUGAUCCCGAUGCUGCCAAAGCUAUUGUGGACGCUUUACCACCACCAUGUGAAUCUGCCUGCACGGUACCAACAGAUGUGGAUAAGUGGUUCCAUCACCAGAAAAACUAAGGAAAAUUCUGUGGAAUACAAGCUGAUAUUGCUGCAUCCUAUUCGCCUGGAGUAUUGGAUGCAAAAGUAGUACCUUCUCAAAGCUUUAAAUUCAUAGAGCUCAUCUACUAAAGCGAAUUCUGCUGUGACCAGUAUAUUCAGAAUGUUAGCCAUCUAAAAGCGUUUUUCAUAUCUCAACGAAGAUAACUGUUAGUACAUGCUUCACUCGUAAAGCAGUUGUAAUUUGGAAGUCAUUUGUGAAUACACAUGCAGGAUAACUACAUACUGGAUGUAUAUGUUUACCAUGUGUUAGGAAAUAAAAUUAUUUUGCUGAAACUCCA
Molecule: messenger RNA, 1296 nt
Organism: Suricata suricatta (meerkat)
Lineage: Eukaryota; Metazoa; Chordata; Mammalia; Carnivora; Herpestidae
Gene: PPA1
Product: inorganic pyrophosphatase 1
Exons: 11
Coding region: 107-976 (289 amino acids)
Biological process (GO): phosphate-containing compound metabolic process
Cellular component (GO): cytoplasm; extracellular exosome
Molecular function (GO): inorganic diphosphate phosphatase activity; magnesium ion binding
Source: RefSeq, a predicted model, not a curated record